Molecule: messenger RNA, 2008 nt
Organism: Cheilinus undulatus (humphead wrasse)
Lineage: Eukaryota; Metazoa; Chordata; Actinopteri; Labriformes; Labridae
Gene: c1qtnf9
Product: C1q and TNF related 9
Exons: 3
Coding region: 450-1469 (339 amino acids)
Molecular function (GO): protein binding
Source: RefSeq, a predicted model, not a curated record
AGGCUAGAUGUGUAGUGAAAAAAUACAAUAAUUUUCUUCAGUUUGAUAUCCUGUCUGCUUUGCUAAGGCAGCACAUGUUAAACUAUGUGGCCUUUAGCAUUUCUGGCCUUCACAUAUGGCUUAUUAUUAGCCUCAAACACACUGCAGAGGCAUGCCAAGGGGCACAAGUGAUGUGUAACUGACUGACUCAAUAAGUAAGCCUAAAACAGAGCCACACCAAUGGAAAAAGCUCGAAGGACUCAGGUCACUCUUGUCCAAAGUUCUUGCCUGGUUAACUCUUGUUUGCAGCUGUACCUUCUCAGUUUGCCUCUUAGAAGACAAUUCUUAGGUUUCAUCUCUUCAUGUGCAAAUAAAGAGGCAAAGUUAUGCACUAUUUCGACUGCAUUGUAGUCCAAAAGUUUUGAUUUUUUUUUUUACCUUACUUUUGUUAGACAGGUGCAUAAGGCACAAUGUUGCAGGUGAGGUUUAGGGUUACACUUUUGCUCCUUCUAUUAAUGGCCAGGUGUGUGGCACAGGAAGAAACCCAAACUAAAGGCUGCGUUUGUGGAUACCCUGGAAUACCAGGGGACCCGGGACACAACGGUGCACCUGGAAGGGACGGCCGAGAUGGACUCAGAGGUGAAAAGGGGGAUCGAGGUGAGACUGGCUCUACUGGAAGACCAGGCAAUGAUGGCAUCAAAGGAGACAAAGGAGAGCCUGGUGAAGUUGGUCCAGCAGGGCUCAAAGGAAAAAGGGGAGAUAAUGGAGACAAGGGCCCCCCUGGAAAAAUGGGGCCCCAAGGAGUCCAAGGGCCCAUUGGCUUGAAAGGAAACAAGGGGGAGAUUGGGCUGCCUGGAUCACAAGGGCCUAAAGGGGAUUUUGGGCCUCUUGGACCUGAGGGUCCCAAAGGGGAGAUUGGUCUGCGAGGCGACAGAGGCAUUCAGGGACCAGUGGGACCUCCUGGCAGGCCAGGGCCUAAAGGGGAAAUCGGUGUCCCAGGUCACAAAGGCAACAUUGGUUAUCGCGGCGAGAGAGGGGCUCGAGGGGAGAGAGGUGAUAAGGGUGAGAAGGGAGAUGCUUUUGUUAUCUCUAAAAGUGCCUUCUCUGUGGGACUCACAGCAUUUUCUAAACUCCCUGCAGCGAACGCACCCAUCCGGUUUGACAAGAUCAUUUACAAUCAGCAGAAUCACUACGAUCCACAAACGGGACGAUUCACAUGCUCUGCAGCAGGAGCGUAUUUCUUCACCUACCACAUUACCGUCUUCUCCCGGAACGUGAAGGUGGCUCUGGUAAAAAAUGGUGCAAAGAUCAUCCACACCACAGAUAACUACCAGAGCAGCGAAGAUCAGGCAGCAGGGGGCGCUGUGCUGCACCUGGAGGUGGGGGACAGGGUGUGGCUGCAGGUGGCAGGAGGAGAGCUGUCCAAUGGGCUCUUUGCUGAUGAAGACGAUGACACCACUUUCUCUGGAUUCUUACUGUUUGGGGUUUGAAUCAGGCAUUAUCACUUUAUAACUCCUGAUUUCUUCUGUGAAACAAGAUUAAGUAGUCCGAGAUCAGUCUGCCUACAAUCUUAGCUUGACUAAAACAUUGUGCACUGGUGGAAUCAUGCAACACAAUACAUAACUUAGCUCCUACACUUAAAUGCAGAUGUAUCUUACUUUAUCUCUUCUACUUUAUGCAACAACUCCAUGUUCUUUUGAGGAACAAACAUAUUUAAUCUACUUUAUUUAAUCUUUUGUAUGACUUUUCAAAAUAUACAGGCUAAAAUGUUUUAUUUAACAUGAUGUUUAACCACAACAAUGAAAUAAUCUACCUCAUAUAUUUUGCCAGUUAAACAAUACAAUAAUUUAUCUUAAGCAAAAAUAGAAUCAUGUUUUCUUAAUCCUUACACAUUCUGGUGAUUUUCACUAGUCUAAAAUUUAAUACUGUUUAAAGGAAGGAUUUUAUUUUAUUUUUUUAAUUACAUGCACUUUUUAUUUCGUAUUCUUCAUCAGUUUUGCACACCGUUUGCCCAUUUUUGCAUUUUUUA